CCUAGGGCAGGGGUAGGCAACCUGCGGCUCUCUAGUUGUUGUGGAACUACAUUUCCCAUGAGACAUUGCAAAAUUGACAGAUACAGCUAUGACUUGCAGAGACAUGAUGGAACUUGUAGUUCUGCAACAGCUGGAGAGCCGCAGGUUGCCUACCCCUGUCCUAGGGCAGGGGUGUCAAACUGGUGGCCCUCCAGCUCUUGCGAAAUUACAAGUCCCAUCAUGCCUCUACCUUUGGGAGUCAUGGUUCUAACUGUCAAUCUUGCAAUGCCUCAUGGGACUUGUAGUUUGGCAACAGCUGGAGGGCCGCCAGUUUGACACUGUGCUCUAAGGUGACAAAUUUGC
Molecule: messenger RNA, 342 nt
Organism: Staurois parvus
Lineage: Eukaryota; Metazoa; Chordata; Amphibia; Anura; Ranidae
Source: the annotation of a GenBank genome assembly